Molecule: messenger RNA, 2496 nt
Organism: Cryptotermes secundus
Lineage: Eukaryota; Metazoa; Arthropoda; Insecta; Blattodea; Kalotermitidae
Exons: 6
Coding region: 129-824 (231 amino acids)
Source: RefSeq, a predicted model, not a curated record
UUCAGUUUAACACCGAGAGUCCAAGAUAAAGAUCGCUGCCUGAAUGGGGAAGAUAAUUAUACUGGAAUACCAGAGAUUAUCAAUCCGGGGGGGACGAGGCAGCAACAGGCGCUGACAACAGGGGCGCCAUGAUACCUACGCUGAAGCGUUGCUGUUGCUUCGGUCUCAAGAAUGGCUGCGUCUUCAUAGGCUGUCUCUAUGGUGUCAAAGCUGUUCUUAUGGCGUUAGUGGCGAGUUUUUCAGCAUACGAGGGCCAUAUUAACGCCAGGAAGGCGGAGACAGAGGAUUAUCGCAGACUGAAUACUGCUAUAGAAAUAACAAGCAUUAUCAUGGCUGUCUUCAAAGGGGCAGAAAUAGUUAGCAACAUUUUGCUCUUGAAGGGAGUAUUUGAUAGCAAACCCAAACUCAUAUUCCCGUGGAUGGUGCUGUGUACCAUUGACCUGAUCUUCAGCAGCUUUCUCUUCGUCAGCGCAGUUGUACUAGCCGUUUAUAUCGAGUUCGACUCAGAUUACAUUUGGACACACUUCGCGGAGCCCAUCAACAUCGGUAUGAAUAUCUACUUCCAUUUGGUGGUUCACAGUUACUACAAGCAAGUGAAAAGUAUAGCACCAGGAGUAACGGAGACUGUACCGAGACAACAGUCAGCUUUGUCCGUUGUGAAACCAUACCCCUCGCUGCCAUCAACUCCUCUAACACAGUACCUACUGCAAGUUCCAAACCUGCCCCCCAUACACUACCCGACACAAAAGAAACAGAAGAAACCGGACAACGAUAACCGCACGGAACACUUGGGAUCAACGAUCUCAUGGGUCGAAACAAUCUGAACACAAAAUACGUACAUGCGUCUUAUUGUACGUUGAAGAAGAAAGGAGGACUAGCGAUCUCGAAUCCGUUACUUCUAAGACACUGUGGGAGCGACCCACAUUUAAUCAAAGGUUAGCCGAUCAGCGCGGACCACUGAAACUCCAGCUCCCAUUGCUUCGCGCGCUGUUAUGGCAACGUAUAAAGAUGCGAAUUUCCGACGCGUUAGUCGCCAAUCUGUUUCCACAGAAACAUGAUUAUUGAGCCGUUGCGUAGCAAUGGAUGUUUCUUAGACUGCAAUUGACGACUAGCGUAUCGGAGGUACGUUGUCACUAACCGCGCGCAAACCAUUGGACGUUGGAGCUGCCGUGGUCCCCGCUGAUCAACCAGCCCUUGAUUCAAUGUGGGUGGCUCCCACAAAACAAUACAUAAAUUUAUGUUUCCUAUUCUUAUAACUUUCAAAUAUGUUUUGUUUGUGUUCCCGCUGUUACAUAUGGCGCUGUUUAAACAGCCGGGUAUCCUGCUGGCACAGUUUGUUUGAUUCGUAAUUUUGAUUUCGACCAACAAGAAUAUGUUUAUUUGUCAGUAGUAGCAUGCCCGUGAAAGCAGAAUUGAAACACGAACGACUAAGAAAAUCAGUGAAACCAAAGAGUUGAAAGUAUUAUGAAAGAUCCCGCAAGAUUCGUUAAGUCAUAAAGUUAGAAGUCCCAUCAUAGGAAAUUAUUAACCUAUAAACAAAUAGAUUAAUAACAUGGGAGUAGAAUGGACUGGAGGUAUUGAUCGAAUGGAACGUAACAGUGAUAAAAGUGAGAGAUUUACGUCAAAUUGGAGGCGGAAUUUGAAAGGACCAAAAAAAUUUGGUUGAAGAAUACUGUCAUGCAACGUGACUUAAAAAUUACUGGGUUUUAGAACUUUGCCCAUCGUCCGAUAUUCUAGAAAUUAGAAAGCACAACGUUUCGGAAACUUGAUUUGUUUCCUUCUGCAUUGCUCAGAAAGCGCUAACAUCAAUCGCUGGACAAACCCUACCAGAUUCACUACAGCUAUUUAAUUGCCUGAGACAAUGCUAAUUCGGAGAGAAAUAACAAGGCACCCGGCAGUAGGUGUCUUCCCCGUUCACCUGAGAACGGAGACAGAUCCAGCUUCCGAAACGUUAUGUUUUAUAGUUUCUAGGACGAAGUCCAAAGACCUGCUAAUUCUAAGUAUUUUACACCAUUGUCAGAACCCUUUGAAAUCAACAAGACUUACAAACUACGAAAGUUAACGCAGAAAGGAAGAUUUAGUUUUUAUUCUGGAUGAAAUGAUAGUGUUACGGUAGCAAUGUACACGUACUGUGCUGGAGAUAUGAAAUAAAAUGUUGAGUUUAUAACCAUAUAAAAAUAAUGUAAACAUAAAUACAGUGCGAUCCAUGGGAAAAGCAACUGGGCUGAUGGUAACUGAAAUUUUGCUUUUAAUAUCAAAGUUCCUGUAAUUCUUCUCUCUCUCGGCCUAUUACUGUAUUGUGACAGGACGCCUGAAAACCGAAAUAGACCAGCCAAAUUGGACGUUCAUCGCUAGGCAACGAUUUGGUAAACAGGUUCUCACGGAAACGAACACACACGCAGCAAUAGAACUAUGUUUUCUAUCCAACGGAGAGGUAAACACAUCUCUAUAACAAUAGAGGAAUUGCUAGGAAACGGUGUUUUCUGUUGGGGCCGC